AAAAAUAAAAUCAAAUGCACAAGUUGUUGUUUUUAAUUAGAAACUUUAGUUACAGCACAUGUAUAACGCAAAUUUAAGUGAAAAAAUAUUGUUAUGUUAAUUUUUUGAGUAAAAUAAUGGCCUUCGACGAUUCAACUGAUGUCAAAUUGUCAACAAACAACAAAUAUGGCUGCAGAGUUGGCGUCUUUCAUAAAAUUAGACGUUCUAUGCGUAUUUUAUUUUUCAAUACCAGAUAAUGUGUAGUAAUUUAUGAGUAUUAACUUAAAAUGGAAUAUAUAUCAGUAAACUUUCUCUAUUUGUGGGGUGCUCGAAACAUUUUGUGUCCGUUUUCAAAUAAUGGAACAAAUUCCUAGAAGUUCUAAUAUUUUAUAACUCUAUCGUCCGGAUCGCCGCGAAUCUAUGAAACUCAAUUUGGGUCUAUUGGACGAAAUAAUAUUAUAAGAUGGAUUUCUUACAAGUGUGUCGUAUUUGUUCAGCUAUGGACGUGAAAAUGCACGAUUUACGGUUGUUUCCUCUGAAUUCGUUCUACGACUUUGUAAUCGGAACCAAUCCUCUUAACUGCAACUUGCCACCCUAUGCUUGCUUUGAGUGUGCAGCUCUUGUGAAGAAAUUUUACAAUUUUAGGCAGAAAUGUUUACGGAAUCAAGAUGUUCUGAAUGGGAUAACAGAUAUUUAUGGGAAGUUGAACCCAGCUGAAGUCAGAGCAAUCAACAGAAAAGAAUUUAAUAUCUCAUCAAAUCUCAUCAUCACUCGCCUAGAGAGCAUAGAUACAACAUGCAACAAUACCAGCAAUGAGUUUGUAAAAAUAGAACCGGAAGAUUGUGAAGAUGAUAAAGUUAAAGUAGAGGACCAUAACUAUGCAAGCAUAGACCAGAUAGACCAUAGUGUCUCGAGUGACGAUGAUGAACCUCUUUCGAUACAUAAAGAGAAAAAGCUUAAAAAUAAAGAAUCUGAUGAGGAUAUGUUUGAGAAUAACUUUGAUUGUGACGAAUUUGGAGCAGCCCUGGAUGAAGGGAAUUCAGUAGAUGCUUUAGAAGAAAAGAAAGUUAAAAAGCUGAAAAAGAAACAUCGUAAAAAUGGUAGAAGUGGUGCUUUCAAGCAUGUCAAAAUGUUGUCAAACCCCAGUUUGUCUGCAGAGAACAUGGAUGAUUUUGAUCAGUACAUUACUGUUAUAACUCUGACAGUGGAAGAGCAGAAAGCAGAAGUAAUGAAAAGAAAGGAAUCUUCAAACUACUUAAAUUCUCCAUACCAGUGCAAUCUAUGCUACAAAGGGUUCAUUGAUAAUAAUGCUUGGAAUCAUCAUGUUAGCAAACAUUCAGAGGCUGCAGGCAGCUUAGAGUGUGAUGUUUGCAAAUUUCGGUUCAAAACAAAGCGUGCUUAUCAAAAACAUGCAUCUGGUCAUGAAAAGAGAUACGCGUGUAAAUCCUGCCCUUAUGUAUCAACCAAUACGACACAAGCAAAACAGCAUCAAGGAUGGCAUAAAGGAGUAACAUUCAAGUGCAAAUAUUGCAACGAAAUUUUCAAUGUAUGGACAUCGUACAUGAGUCACACUCGCAUCAAGCACCCGUCGGAGUUCAUCUGCGGUAUCUGUGGAUACUCGUUCAUCAGCAAACUAGGACUCGCCAUGCACAAGACUAUGAUGCAUAAAGAUGUUUUGGAGAAACCAGAAGAGAAUGCAGAAGACGGUCCAUACUGCGCGGAGUGCGACGUGAAGUUUGUGUCGAGCGUAGCGUACAAACGGCACAUGGUCAUGUCGGUCAAACACACGCAGAGCACGGACUCUAUUAAAGGUUGUCGUACAUGCGGCGCGACGUUCGAGAACGCGGAAGGGUUGCGCCACCACCACCGCAAGGAACAUACCAGGAAGCGACCCAAGAACUAUGGGAAGAAACCCACGACUGGGAACUGGCCCGCUAAGUGUGAACAUUGUGAGGAAGAGAUCCCCAGCGCCCGUGAGUACUGGACCCACUUCCGUCGUGUCCACCCGGACAAACCAUACCCCGUGGAAAAGAACCACGUCUGUGAUAUAUGUGGGAAGAGUUUUCGGGGCAACGCGUUCCUAGUGUACCACAAGCGCACGCACUCCGCGGAGCGCGCGUACUCGUGCGGCCAGUGCGGCAAUGUACCACAAGCGCACGCACUCCGCGGAGCGCGCGUACUCGUGCGGCCAGUGCGGCAAGUAAAACACAAGUGUGACCCCGCAGGGCAACGCGUUCCUAGUGUACCACAAGCGCACGCACUCCGCGGAGCGCGCGUACUCGUGCGGCCAGUGCGGCAAGUAAAACACAAGUGUGACCCCGCAGGGCAACGCGUUCCUAGUGUACCACAAGCGCACGCACUCCGCGGAGCGCGCGUACUCGUGCGGCCAGUGCGGCAAGUAAAACACAAGUGUGACCCCGCAGGGCAACGCGUUCCUAGUGUACCACAAGCGCACGCACUCCGCGGAGCGCGCGUACUCGUGCGGCCAGUGCGGCAAGUAAAACACAAGUGUGACCCCGCAGGGCAACGCGUUCCUAGUGUACCACAAGCGCACGCACUCCGCGGAGCGCGCGUACUCGUGCGGCCAGUGCGGCAAGUAAAACACAAGUGUGACCCCGCAGGGCAACGCGUUCCUAGUGUACCACAAGCGCACGCACUCCGCGGAGCGCGCGUACUCGUGCGGCCAGUGCGGCAAGUAAAACACAAGUGUGACCCCGCAGGGCAACGCGUUCCUAGUGUACCACAAGCGCACGCACUCCGCGGAGCGCGCGUACUCGUGCGGCCAGUGCGGCAAGUAAAACACAAGUGUGACCCCGCAGGGCAACGCGUUCCUAGUGUACCACAAGCGCACGCACUCCGCGGAGCGCGCGUACUCGUGCGGCCAGUGCGGCAAGUAAAACACAAGUGUGACCCCGCAGGGCAACGCGUUCCUAGUGUACCACAAGCGCACGCACUCCGCGGAGCGCGCGUACUCGUGCGGCCAGUGCGGCAAGUAAAACACAAGUGUGACCCCGCAGGGCAACGCGUUCCUAGUGUACCACAAGCGCACGCACUCCGCGGAGCGCGCGUACUCGUGCGGCCAGUGCGGCAAGUAAAACACAAGUGUGACCCCGCAGGGCAACGCGUUCCUAGUGUACCACAAGCGCACGCACUCCGCGGAGCGCGCGUACUCGUGCGGCCAGUGCGGCAAGUAAAACACAAGUGUGACCCCGCAGGGCAACGCGUUCCUAGUGUACCACAAGCGCACGCACUCCGCGGAGCGCGCGUACUCGUGCGGCCAGUGCGGCAAGUAAAACACAAGUGUGACCCCGCAGGGCAACGCGUUCCUAGUGUACCACAAGCGCACGCACUCCGCGGAGCGCGCGUACUCGUGCGGCCAGUGCGGCAAGUAAAACACAAGUGUGACCCCGCAGGGCAACGCGUUCCUAGUGUACCACAAGCGCACGCACUCCGCGGAGCGCGCGUACUCGUGCGGCCAGUGCGGCAAGUAAAACACAAGUGUGACCCCGCAGGGCAACGCGUUCCUAGUGUACCACAAGCGCACGCACUCCGCGGAGCGCGCGUACUCGUGCGGCCAGUGCGGCAAGGCAACGCGUUCCUAGUGUACCACAAGCGCACGCACUCCGCGGAGCGCGCGUACUCGUGCGGCCAGUGCGAAUUAAAUAUUAACACAAAAAUUAAAUUUCAUCUCAACAGUAAAGGUUGUCGUACAUGCGGCGCGACGUUCGAGAACGCGGAAGGGUUGCGCCACCACCACCGCAAGGAACAUACCAGGAAGCGACCCAAGAACUAUGGGAAGAAACCCACGACUGGGAACUGGCCCGCUAAGUGUGAACAUUGUGAGGAAGAGAUCCCCAGCGCCCGUGAGUACUGGACCCACUUCCGUCGUGUCCACCCGGACAAACCAUACCCCGUGGAAAAGAACCACGUCUGUGAUAUAUGUGGGAAGAGUUUUCGGGGCAACGCGUUCCUAGUGUACCACAAGCGCACGCACUCCGCGGAGCGCGCGUACUCGUGCGGCCAGUGUGGCAAGUCGUUCUACAACCGCAGCAACCUGCACGUGCACGAGAAGACGCACUCCGCCGCGCGGCCCUACCCCUGCACCGUGUGCACGCGGGCCUUCAAGUCCAAGGGGGCACUCAGCAGACAUUUUAGGACGCACACAGGUCAAAAGCCCUAUGAAUGCGAAGUAUGUGGUAAAGGGUUCUCACAGUCCAACAGUAGGAAGCUACACGUUAGAACUGUACACCUCAAGCAACCAGCGCCAUACAUCAGUCGGAGUCGGUUGGAGAGACGCAAGCAGGAACAGAAGGAACCCACCAAUGAAUUUAUAUUCUAAGAUAUAUUUUUAUAAUAACUAUCGUGAGACAUACUUAAUUAAGUAAAAUCGCGGGUUACUCGCGUGAAU
Molecule: messenger RNA, 4387 nt
Organism: Spodoptera litura
Lineage: Eukaryota; Metazoa; Arthropoda; Insecta; Lepidoptera; Noctuidae
Source: RefSeq, a predicted model, not a curated record